Molecule: messenger RNA, 1308 nt
Organism: Penicillium malachiteum
Lineage: Eukaryota; Fungi; Ascomycota; Eurotiomycetes; Eurotiales; Aspergillaceae
Product: chalcone isomerase domain-containing protein
Exons: 2
Coding region: 1-1308 (435 amino acids)
Molecular function (GO): intramolecular lyase activity
Source: RefSeq, a predicted model, not a curated record
AUGGCGCCUCUACUUCGAACCGCGCCCUGGCGUGCAUACCAGGGUCUGGUGCGCCAGAAGCUUCAUGGCUUCAAUGCUCGCUCUAUUUCCACAAGUAACUCCCUCCGGGCUACAAACCAUGCCGGCGCCAAUCCCCUCCGCUCGCGGGCUUCAACCGGCGCUGCCGGCCAAGGCAAGGACAAUGCCCCAGUCGCUCAAUACCAGAAGUCCAUAAUCCUGUCUGCAGUUGGAAUUGUGGCCAGUGCUGCUGCUAUGUAUGGCGUGAUUAAAAUGGAUAUCUUCGGCCUUGAUGCACUCGAGAGCAACAAGAAGAACGAACCCGCGACGAAUACCUCCGAGCCCAAUACUAUUACCACCGACCAACAAAAUGGUACACUGAAGAUGGAUGGACCUGCCGGAUUUCCAAGUGAUGGAGGACCAUCUGUCAUUCCUCUGCAAGGCCAAGACAAUGUUGACCAAGUUCCGACCGGCACAAGCACCGUGCCAUACUUCCCUACUACGAUUCGUCUUCCUUCGAUCGCCGAGAUGGAGAACAAACAGACAAACGAUGAUAUUACAACAUCGGACGGAGAUGAAUAUCAACUGCUAGGUUUGGGAAUUCGCACAGUCUCAUUCCUUAGAGUCCAGGUCUAUGUUGUUGGACUCUAUGUUGCCAAGGCGGAUAUCACGGAGCUCCAGCAACGCCUCGUUCGCACAGCCAUUCACCCCCCUGUCGCAUCAUCCGAUGAGGCUGCCGCUAUUUCUGGAAUUGGUGCUGACGCAGCCACAUCACUGCGUCAGCAGCUGAAGGAGCUACUUUUGGACCCCGAGCACGGCGAUGCUGCCUGGAACGCUCUUAUUAAGGAAAACGGAAUCCGAACUGUCUUCCGCAUUGUUCCCACCCGCAAUACUGACUUCAUGCAUCUCCGUGAUGGCUGGGUUCGUUCUAUCACCAAUCGCGCUCAGGAGAAGAAGCCUGCGCUCGGUUCGACCACACCUGGGGAGUUCGAUGAUGCCGGAUUUGGAACAGCUAUGAAUGAAUUCAAGUCGAUCUUCGGUGGAAGUCAUCGCAAGUCGCUUCCCAAGGGUCAGACCCUUUUCCUGCUCCGCACCGGCCAGGGUGCUCUCGAGGCCUUGCUCCAACCCAGCGCGGCGGAACCGAUGUCUUGGGUGGGUCGCGUUGCUGACGAACGUGUCAGUCGACUUGUGUGGCUCAACUAUCUAGCUGGAAAGUCCGUUUCUAGUGAAGGUGCUCGACAGAGCAUCGUGGAUGGCCUGGUCACGGUUGUGGAGCGUCCUGUCGGCACAGUCGUGCAGCGAGUCGUUUAG